Messenger RNA from Brenthis ino (lesser marbled fritillary), 3123 nucleotides. The record is from the annotation of a GenBank genome assembly. NCBI's taxonomy places the organism in Eukaryota, Metazoa, Arthropoda, Insecta, Lepidoptera, Nymphalidae.
AUGCAGCCGAGCGAGCUAGCCGACACCGCGCACGCCGCUAGCGGAAACCCCCCGCAGCGUGGCCUCAACGGUGGCCGAUUCGACUUUGACGAUGGUGGUACAUAUUGUGGAGGGUGGGAAGACGGCAAAGCCCACGGCCACGGUGUGUGCACCGGCCCCAAGGGACAGGGGGCGUACGCCGGCUCCUGGCAUUUCGGUUUCGAAGUGUCUGGCGUCUACACCUGGCCCAGUGGCAGCUCAUUCGAGGGGCAAUGGCAGAACGGUAAACGGCACGGCCUGGGCGUGGAGACGCGUGACCGGUGGUUGUACCGGGGAGAGUGGACGCAAGGCUACAAGGGGCGUUACGGCGUCCGCCAAAGCAGCACAAGCAACGCCAAAUACGAGGGCACAUGGGCCAACGGCCUCCAAGACGGAUAUGGUUCAGAAACAUACGCCGAUGGCGGAACGUACCAAGGACAAUGGAUGCGAGGACUCAGACAUGGGUACGGAGUGCGGACGUCGGCGCCCUUCGGCCUGGCGUCGCACUACCGCGGGGGCGGCCGCGACCACCGCGGCUCGCUGUCCUCGCUGGCGGAAGCGACGGGCACGCCGGACCCCUCCGACCGACGCACGACGCGCAUUGACGACGCCCGGGGAGGGUUCGUCCUCAAGGAGAGUUCCGACGAACCUUCCGGACGACGAGGCUCUCUCGUCGAAAAAACUAAAAAGGGACUAUUUGCCAGAAUACGCAAACAACGUAGCACGGGGGAGCUCGACAAGCGCGGUACCGGCUCGGUGCGGUCCGGCGGCUCGGGCGGGUCGGCCUCGUCGUGGGUGUCGUCGGUCGAGAGCACGCACUCUGCUACGACACGUGUCUCCUUGCAUACAAACUCGAACAACAGUUUCAUUGUUGAGAAUGAACAUCUAGAUGCCAGUGUAACUGAAACUUAUAUGGGCGAGUGGAAGAAUGAUAAACGUACUGGAUUCGGUGUAAGUGAACGUAGUGAUGGACUCCGAUAUGAGGGCGAGUGGUUCGCGAAUAGGAAAUACGGCUACGGUGUGACUACCUUCCGAGACGGGACGAAAGAAGAAGGCAAAUAUAAGAACAACGUGCUCAUCACUAGCCAAAAGCGCAAACAUAUGUUUCUCAUGCGCUCGGCUAAAUUCCGGGAACGCGUUGACUCUGCAGUGAAUGCAGCACAGCGUGCAUCAAAAAUAGCAUUACAAAAGGCCGAUAUUGCUAUUUCUAGAACCGCUACAGCUCGAGGUAAAGCCGAACAAGCUGAUGAAGCAGCAGACCAAGCUAAAGAAGACUGUGAUAUAGCACAAACAACUGCCAAGCAGUUCGCACCAGAUUUUAAGCAUCCCGGCUUUGACCGAAUAGGGUUAAGAGAGAAGUAUAGACAAAAAGUUUAUGAACAACAAGUUAAUCCUACACCCCCUUCACAAGAAACCGAAAAGAUCAUGGACGGAAAGAGCAUUCCAAAUCAUAUCCCUCCGAUGCAUUCACAUAUUCCUCAAAUGAAAAAAAUACCAAAUGCGAUGUCGUCAAGAAGACCAUCAACUCAAUAUCACAAUACAGGCCAAUCAAUGGACCAACGAUAUCCUACUAGUCCUAACUACACUUCUGAUGAUAGAAAUGUUAAUCCUCAAUACGAUCAGUUUUAUAAGACUAAUCAAGAUACAUGGACGGGUCCUGGAAGUGUGCAAAAUCAAAUACAAGGCCAAAAACUAUACUCAAAUAAUCCACCAAGUGGAUAUAUGCCGGAAGCCCAACCACCGCUUUCCCCCUAUCAAACACAAACACAAAACAUUGACCACACUAAUCAACAAUACGCAAACCAAAACCGUCGAUAUUCGUCUUCCACACGACCACCAACAAAUCAAAGACCAUCUCAGGACUGGAAUGCACCCCCAGGACUUACUAGACGGCAAAGUAUUUUAGCUCAACCUAUGAAUGAACCACAAAUUGAGACAUACGUCGACAGUAGUAUGGCAGCUUAUAGAAGAAAUGAAUUGCGUACAGGUACCGUCCAUUCAGAAGGGGCGUUAGACAGACAGGCUCAAAAUGUAGACCCUCAAAACUAUUCACAGUCUGUGGAUCCCCAAGGAUACCGACAACCAGCCGACCAACAAAUGUAUAGACAAGGACAAGGACAAGAACAGCAAAUGUAUCGGCAAACCUCGACUAACCAACAAGGGUACCGUCAAACACCAGAUAAACAGCUAUACCGGCAAGGAGCGAUGGAUCAGCAAUCUUAUCGUCCACCUGCAGCAACUGAUCAAGAUAUAAUGAAUGGAGACCGGGACUUAAGACAACAGGGACAACGUCCUUCCAUCGAUUACUUUGACCACUAUAAACGACCUCCUAGUAGAGAUUCAAGCGUGGAUCGCUACGGCAGGCGAUCAAGACAGCCAUCAGUAGAAGCUGCGCCUCCUAGUGGUGGAUCCAGGGCUGGUUCUGUGGCGCCACAACCGAUAACUUCUUCGCGUCCACCUUCUCGAGCGGCUACUCCCGCUGGCAAUGGUCAUUUAGCUUCAGGCCGUGGUUCUAUUUCACGUGCUGCUUCGAGGGAAACCCAACCUUUCGAAGAUUCCCUUCUACGGAAAAGAAAUCUUGGACAAGAAAUUUCUCCAUCACCAUAUCAACCAAAGAGAACCGAAAGCUUGUUCGUACCACAAAAUCCAACACCGCCGCCUCCAGCGCCGACGGGAGGUGGUGGCGGAGGCCGAAAGUUUUAUUGCAAAAUGUGGUAUCAAGCAGACGAGGAGGAAGAUGAGGAUCUUAUGUGUUCGCCGGCUAUUUUGGCUCGCCGCGCCUCUGAGAGUUGGAUUAAUGUGCCUCCUGUAGAGAUGUUAAGCACUCCACAAACUUUACAACGCAAGAAGUCUCUACCGGACGUUGCAGGGAUGCCGCGGUUACCGGACGGCGGGGGGAUGUCGCGCGAGGAGGUGUCGGCGCUGGGCUCGGCGCGCCGCGAGGAAGUGCGCCGCAUGCACGAGGAGUCCGAGAAGCUGAGAGCCAACCCCCUCCUGUACUUAGUUAGUCCACAAGUGAAGGACUGGUUCUCACGACAGCAGUUAGUGAUCCUAGUACUGUUUAUAAACAUCUCGUUAGGGAUUAUGUUCUUCAAGCUGCUCACG